CUGCAGAGAAAAGGGAACUUGUGCUUUCUUCCUCUGUUUUUCAACUGUCCCGUCCCUGCCUCUGUUACACAACGUGGCUCUGUUCAGCGUGGGAGCUUGCGGAGUUCCUCAUGGGAGGGCAAGAGCUGAAAGCUGGAGAUGGAGUUGAUCCGUAUGGCCCAAACCCACUGGGAAAGGAUGGGAAAUGGGGCAGAAGUUAAAGAUGCCUCAGUCGUGUGGCGAACAGAAGGCAGCAAACACCACCAGCAGCCCUGCCCAGGAGAACAGCACGGAUUCCGAGCACAAAUGGCCCUCCUGCAAUGCCCAGGAUGAGAUGCUCAACUUGGCCUUCACCAUUGGGUCCUUCCUGCUCAGUGCCAUCACGCUCCCGCUGGGAAUUGUCAUGGAUAAGUAUGGACCUCGCAAGCUCCGGCUGCUCGGCAGUGCCUGCUUUGCCGUGUCCUGUGUGCUGAUCGCCUAUGGAGCCAGUAACCCGGACUCUCUGUCUGUGCUGAUAUUCAUUGCGCUGGCUCUGAAUGGCUUUGGGGGGAUGUGUAUGACCUUCACAUCGCUUACGCUGCCCAACAUGUUUGGUGACCUCCGUUCCACGUUCAUUGCCCUGAUGAUUGGCUCCUAUGCUUCCUCUGCUGUGACUUUUCCAGGAAUCAAGGUUAUAUACGACUUUGGGGUCUCCUUCAUCCUCAUUAUGCUGGUCUGGGCAAGCUGUUCAGGAUUAGUUUUCCUCAACUGCUUCUUCAACUGGCCCCUGGAGCCUUUCCCAGGACCAGAAGACAUGGACUAUUCGGUGAAAAUCAAGUUCAGCUGGCUGGGAUUUGACCACAAAAUCACUGGGAAACAGUUCUACAAGCAAGUGACAACCGUGGGGCGCCGGCUCAGCGUGGGGAGCUCCAUGAAGGGCCCCAAGGAGCCGACAGCCUUGCAGGAGAACAACAAGCUCUGCCUGUCCACAGUGGACCUGGAAGUGAAGUGCCAGCCUGACAAUGCAGCUUCUCCCUCCUUCAUGAAGAGUGUCUUCAGUCCUAUCUUGUUGCUCAGCCUUAUCACCAUGUGUGUCACUCAGCUGCGGCUCAUCUUCUACAUGGGAGCCAUGAACACCAUCCUUGAGUUUCUGUCUGGAGAUAAAGAUCAAGUGGCUCUCUACACUUCCAUCUUUGGGGUAUUGCAACUGCUGUGCCUGCUGACAGCGCCUGUGAUCGGGUACAUCAUGGACUGGAGGCUGAAAGAGUGCGAUGAUGGCUCAGAAGAGACCGAGGAGAGCAACGCUGAGCAAAGUGACAAGAAAAAGAAGAAGCGUGACCGUCAGAUCCAGAAAAUCACCAAUGCCACCAAUGCCUUUGCAUUCACAAACGUCCUCCUGGUUGGAUUUGGAAUCACCUGUCUUAUUCCCAACCUACCCCUGCAGAUUCUUUCCUUCAUUUUGCACACCAUUGUGAGAGGAUUCAUCCACUCGGCUGUGGGAGGCCUCUAUGCAGCUGUAUACCCCUCUACCCAGUUUGGCAGCUUGACAGGGUUGCAGUCGUUGAUCAGUGCCCUCUUCGCCCUUCUGCAGCAGCCUCUUUUCAUGGCAUUGACAGGACCUUUGGAAGGAGACCCCCUCUGGGCAAGUUCUUCCCAAACUUAACGUCAAAGCUUAGUGUUUAAGAUGAUUUGGGCUCAUUCCGUUGGAAACAAAAGGACUCCUGUGUAUGGACCAAGGUUAAAACCAGCUGGAAUUUUAGUCUGCUGUUACCUUGGUGCUGUCCAAGAGACUUCCCUGUGUGUGGGUAAUGACUCCCUGGGAGGGAAAGCCACUAACCCUUAUGCUGGUGGUAUAGAAAGGGAGUGAAAAGGCUGCAGGUGUGCUUUGUGCUAACAGUUUGUGUGGCAAGUCAAAACCUGUCAAGUAAAAGCGGGUGAAGCUGUGUGGACCUUAGUGCCAUAGAAAUACCCUUUCCCUUGUGAGCUAUUACCUCUGAUUACCAGGAAAUUUGGGGUUGCUGAUGCUAAUGCCUAAAAAGCCAAGGGCUAAUGUCUGAAAAGCCAAGGGUAGGGCUAAUAUUCUUUCUUGAUGAAAGCCUGUCUGGGCAGCUCAGUAAAAUCAUGACAUGAGGAGGGUCUUGUAGCCUAGAAACCAGGACUCUCCCCCUGUGCCCACCCCAGUGGGCUGUUGAGGAGUGGACUGUUCUGUGGAGCAAAACCAUUGCAGCCAUGAUCCAGAGCCUCCAACCCUUGCAGCAUUUAGCUCCUACCCGUGGUGCUCUGGCCACAGCAGUGCAAAUGUAAUCCUGUGGAGGUUGUUGUCAAUACCCUGAGCAGGGCGGCUCCCAGUUUGCCUGCAGCUGAGUGAUGUGGGCUGGGUUCCGACACGGUGGCACGCGUGACUGGGUUGUCUUCACAGCCUGCCUGAGUGUGUUUUGUCUUCCUUCCUUGCAGGUGAAUGUCGGCUUGCUUGGUGUGAGCUUCUUGGGUUUCUGCCUUCCAAUCUACCUGGUGUGCUACAGGCGCAGGCUAGAGAGGGAAAAAAAGCAGAAGAUGGAGGAUGCCAAACUCUUCUUCAAAAUCAACGGCACUCCCAAUGAGGAAGCCUUUGUUUAAACUCUUGCUUCAAAUACAACCUCCCCUGUACAGGUUCCUACCACGUCCGUGGGUUCUACCUGUGGUGUAAGCCAGGCUGUUUCUCCCCUGGCUCUGCCAGUCUUUGCCCAUCACUGGAGUGAGGGCCGGACCUCAUGACUGUGCUUUCCUCAGACACGUGGCAGGAGGAGACUUCCCACUCCUUAUUCCAGAACACGGGUCUCUUUCCCUUUUUAUAAAGGCCACGCAGAUACUGUGUCUUAAACCAUCCCCUGAUCACACUCUCCAGUGGCAGAGCCUCUGCAUAGGAAACUUGGGAGAGAAGGAACAGAGGGAUGGGGGAAGAGGGAAGAAAGACCCCAACUUGAGUUUGCAAAGGUAACACACUGAAGUCUGUUUUCUCCUCCUCUUCCCCCAACCUUGGCUGUGACAUUGUCUCGGAUGCAAGCUGCACGUUCCUCCCUCCCUGAGGCUUCAUAGUGGUCUCUCUGCUUGAUAUGUAGUUGGACCCAGUGGUUUUAUUGCCUAUCCAGACAUACCCUGGACUGGUCCUGAGGCAGGGAAGGGGAUUUUAUUCCUACGUGUGUGAGCACAGCUUCAGUGUAUUGCUAAAUGUUGGCUGCUAGCACUGACAGCUCCCAAACCUUUUAUUACUGCAAAUGACACAGACUUGUGAGCAAUGGAUCUGCCUUCCACACUGAAGAGCCUAGUGUACUGCUUGGUCCUAGAUCAAGCUUUCAAAGGCCUGGAACGACUCCUCUUCCUGGCCCAUAAACCACCUGUACGUGUUUUAAACUGUCUGCAGUCCUGGAACCUUUGAGAUAGGAAUUGGAUCUCAUUUACUGAUGAAGUGCUUUGGGACUUGUUGCCUUUUGCCUCUUCUUCCUUCCACCGUGACCCUGGGAGGGGAGCAGCAGCAUGUACUAAAGGUGGAAAAGCUUCUUGAAGCUGAGCUCUGGGGCUCCAAAUACCUUGGUGUUCACAUGUUGUGAGCUGACUUGCUGUUGAAAAGAACCAACGAGUGCAGAACACUCCUUUGUGUGUGGUAACUGGAUCCUGUGGACAUAUGGGUGAUGUGGUGAAGUAAUUCUUCCUCCAGCCAUAGCUUAUUUACACCAUUCUGGUAACAGCCCCCAAGCUGCUGAACACCAGGUUACUGCGACUGACCAAAAAGCUGCCGGUUUGGCUGUAUUAAGAACCUUCUCCAACGCUGAUGCUCUGUCUGGACAGAGUACAUGGUGAUGGAUUGUAUGCUGAAGCUGACUUAGAGCAAUACGUGUGGGUAAAGGUGCCCCCAGGUCUGUUCACCAUGGAGGGAACAUAAAGGGAAUUUUUAACCUGCUUAUUUUUAUAGAGGUUUUCCUAAGUCUUGUCUAAAUUUGAUGUUUCUGCCCUUAACCUUUCUGUUGAGGUUGGUAGCUCAGCCUCUAUGGCAUUGUGACUAGCAUUAACCAGUGCACCAUUUGGACCUGCUCGGAGCAGAAAGGUGCAGUGCUGAGGGUGGCUAUUGCCAGUGGACAUGCAGCACCAAAUGCAGUGGGCUGAGCUAAUGGCUGUCGGGAGGGUUGGGAGCAGAAACCAAACAGUUCUGAAGAUGCAGUGGUGGUGCUUUCUGAACUGCUGACCCCUGUGGUACUGCAAAGCCUGGCAGGGGGUAAAUCAUUCAACUGCUUUAUGUCUGGUUGGGAAAGUCUGAGAGUCAAUCACUGCCCUGUUAGUGCUGGGGAUUGGAAACAACAGCGCGCUCGGACCUUCCUUUGGGAAAUGACCUGGAAACUGGGUGUUAACCCCGUUACAGAAGGCUUGGAGCAUGCAGGUGCUCAGCCCAGCCAGGUCCUUCACCCUUCCUACAGAAGGCUGGUGACCUCUUGGGCAGGACGGCUGGAAACCCUGCCAGCAGAGGAGGAGGAGGAGGAGGAGGAGGCAGCUUUUGUGGGGCAGCAGCGCCAUCUCCAGCCAGGCUCCUGCGGGCAGCUCAGACGCUUCUCCACCCCGUGGUACCUCUUAGUCUGCAGUCACUCCUUUGGAAAUAGCUCACUACUUGAGUAUUUUACACGUCUGUGGGUUUGUUUUUUUUUUUUUAAUGUGUUGCCUUUAUUAAAUGUGUUUGUUCCAAGACAGCCUUUCUGCCUGCUGUCAACACUUCA
Messenger RNA from Pezoporus occidentalis (night parrot), 4700 nucleotides. RefSeq names its product solute carrier family 43 member 2 (gene SLC43A2). Gene Ontology annotation, molecular function: L-amino acid transmembrane transporter activity; neutral L-amino acid transmembrane transporter activity. Gene Ontology annotation, biological process: neutral amino acid transport; transmembrane transport. The transcript has 12 exons. Bases 185 to 1621 code for a protein of 478 amino acids. The record is from RefSeq and is a predicted model, not a curated record. Lineage: Eukaryota; Metazoa; Chordata; Aves; Psittaciformes; Psittacidae.